Danio aesculapii is the source of this 1033-nucleotide messenger RNA. It is a transcript of the gene acot7, whose product is annotated as acyl-CoA thioesterase 7. The transcript has 9 exons. NCBI's taxonomy places the organism in Eukaryota, Metazoa, Chordata, Actinopteri, Cypriniformes, Danionidae. Gene Ontology annotation, molecular function: long-chain fatty acyl-CoA binding. The coding region runs from base 86 to 1033 and encodes 315 amino acids. Gene Ontology annotation, biological process: palmitic acid biosynthetic process; acyl-CoA metabolic process. Gene Ontology annotation, cellular component: cytosol; extracellular exosome; nucleoplasm. The record is from RefSeq and is a predicted model, not a curated record.
ACCUGCAGCUCUCGCUCCGCCUGACUCAGUCCAUUUCAUUACGACACACGGAAUCGCUGUUAAAGACGAGCCUCGACGCAAACUCAUGAUGUCUGUUUCUAACGCACAGGAGACACCGUCCAUCCAGAUAUGCAGGAUUAUGCGACCUGAUGAUGCCAACAUUGUUGGUAAUGUUCAUGGUGGGACUAUCUUGAAAAUGAUUGAGGAAGCCGGAUGCAUCAUUGGCACACGCCACUGCAAUACUCAAUCUGGGGAUCGCUGCUUAGCAGCUUUGGCCCGAGUGGAGCGGACAGACUUUCUGCACCCUAUGUUCAUUGGUGAAGUAGCUCAUGUCAGUGCUGAGAUUACCUAUACUUCCAAACACUCGGUCGAGGUGCAGGUCAAUGUACUCGCAGAGAACAUAGUCACAGGUGCCAAAAAAGUGACCAACAAGGCAACGCUAUGGUAUGUCCCACUUUCUCUUCAAAAUGUGGACAAAAUCAUUGAAGUUCCUCCUAUUGAGUACUCCAGCCCAGAACGGGAGGAAGCAGGUAAAAAGAGAUACGAGGCUCAGAAAUUAGAGCGAUUAGAGGACAAAGUGAGGAAUGGUGAGAUCAUCAUGUCUGUCUCUCUUCCAGAGCCCUACACUGUUGUAUGUAGUCAGUCGAGUCUGAUCCACCUCGUUGGCCCAUCUGACUGCACGCUGCAUGGCUUUGUACAUGGAGGUGUGACGAUGAAGCUGAUGGACGAGGUGGCAGGAAUUGUUGCUGCCCGUCAUUGCAAGACCAACAUUGUGACGGCAUCUGUGGACGCCAUUAACUUUCACCGCAAGAUCAAGAAAGGCUGUGUCAUUACUGUUUCCGGGCGAAUGACUUUCACCAGUAAUAAGUCAAUGGAGAUUGAAGUUUUUGUGGAUGCUGACCCACUGGUGGAAGCUGAGAAGGGAAAAUAUAGGGCUGUCACAGCCUUUUUCACCUACAUUUCCCUGGACAAAGAAAACAAGCCCCUUCCAGUGCCUCCUCUGAAGGUUUUUCCAGCCUCUGUAAAGCUGUAA